Messenger RNA from Magnolia sinica, 1697 nucleotides. Its product is annotated as UTP--glucose-1-phosphate uridylyltransferase-like. Gene Ontology annotation, cellular component: cytoplasm. Gene Ontology annotation, molecular function: UTP:glucose-1-phosphate uridylyltransferase activity. Gene Ontology annotation, biological process: glycogen metabolic process; UDP-alpha-D-glucose metabolic process. Lineage: Eukaryota; Viridiplantae; Streptophyta; Magnoliopsida; Magnoliales; Magnoliaceae. The transcript has 21 exons. Bases 47 to 1480 code for a protein of 477 amino acids. The record is from RefSeq and is a predicted model, not a curated record.
AAAUCCCUUUCAUCUCUCUCUCUCUCUCUCUCUCUCUCUCUCUCUCAUGGCGACUGUUACUGCAACUCCCCUUUCCUCCGAGACCGAGAAACUCUCGAAGCUCCGAUCAGCUGUCUCCGGACUCAAUCGGAUCAGCGAAAACGAGAAAUCAGGGUUCAUAAAUCUCGUAUCUCGCUAUCUCAGUGAAGAAGUGCAGCAGAUUGAAUGGUGUAAGAUUAAGACUCCGACUGAUGAAGUUGUUAUUCCUUAUGAGAGCCUGUCGCCACCUCCGAAUGAUCUUUCGGAGACCAAGGAGCUCCUCGACAAGCUUGUUGUGUUAAAGCUCAAUGGAGGUUUGGGGACGACGAUGGGUUGUACUGGUCCUAAGUCUGUCAUUGAAGUUCGUAAUGGAUUAACGUUUCUUGACUUAAUUGUCAUCCAAAUAGAGUCUCUCAAUACCAAGUACGGAUGCAAUGUGCCACUGCUUCUAAUGAACUCAUUCAAUACACAUGAUGAUACAUUGAAGAUAGUGGAGAAGUAUUCCAAUUCCAACAUUGAGAUUCAUACCUUCAAUCAGAGUCAAUAUCCUCGUUUGGUUGUUGAAGAUUUUAUGCCAUUGCCGUGCAAAGGGGAGAUUGGCAAGGAUGGGUGGUAUCCUCCUGGUCACGGUGAUGUGUUCCCAUCUUUGUUGAACAGUGGCAAGCUUGACACAUUUAUAUCACAGGGCAAGGAAUAUGUUUUUGUUGCCAACUCAGAUAACUUGGGUGCAAUUGUUGACUUAAAAAUCCUAAGUCAUUUGAUCCAACACCAGAAUGAAUACUGUAUGGAGGUGACCCCAAAAACCUUGGCAGAUGUAAAAGGCGGCACCCUUAUUUCUUAUGAAGGAAAAGUUCAGCUUCUGGAAAUCGCACAGGUUCCUGAUGAACAUGUCAAUGAAUUCAAGUCGAUAGAAAAAUUCAAGAUAUUCAAUACCAACAACCUGUGGGUGAAUUUGAAAGCCAUUAAACAGCUUGUGGAGGCUGAUGCACUUAGAAUGGAGAUCAUUCCAAACCCUAAGGAAGUGAAUGGUGUGAAAGUUCUUCAGUUGGAAACAGCAGCCGGAGCAGCUAUACGGUUCUUUGAUCAUGCAAUUGGUAUUAAUGUUCCCCGAUCUCGGUUCCUUCCGGUGAAGGCGACAUCUGAUCUGCUCCUUGUCCAGUCGGACCUUUACACCUUGGUUGAUGGCUUUGUUAUCCAAAACAAAGCUAGAACUAAUCUGGAAAAUCCCUCUAUUGAAUUGGGGCCCGAAUUUAAAAAGGUUGGCAACUUCCUUAGUCGCUUCAAGUCCAUCCCUAGCAUUGUUGAGCUUGAUAGCUUGAAGGUGGCUGGUGAUGUAUGGUUUGGUUCUGGCAUAACCCUCAAGGGGAAAGUGAGCAUCAUUGCCAAAGCUGGAGUGAAACUGGAGAUACCUGAUGGAGUUACACUCGAGAACAAGGAGAUCAAGAGCGCUGAGGACAUUUGAGGGAGGCUUCAUGUGUGAUAUUCUUCUGUCCUUGUAUUUUGGGUGUAACCAUCUUAUGCAUGAAUUGCCAGAGAGCUACUUUGAGCUUUAUAAGUGAUUAGUUGUAUGUGGGAACAUGUUCUGUAAGUAUUUAAAGUAAUAUGUUUGAAUCUGUAUACAACCACGUUUGAAUCUGUAUGCUGGUUGCAUUUCUUUUAAGAUGAUCCAAUUGCUGCCA